GAGAGCAGAGCAAAACACACCCAGAAGAGGCAGCAGGAGGAGAGACACGACACCAGUUAACUAGAUGUCAUUUUGUGAAUUUCUUUCCCUUCUCCGUGAUCCCACGCCACUAAACUUGCCGUGUAUUUGCCUGAGACAGCACCAGCUCCGGUAGACGUUCCCGGUGAUCCUUGCUGGAAGAGCUUUAUCCCGAGAGCUUUAAAAUGAGUGCUACAGUCAGCAGUUUGGUGGCAACGUUGUUUCUGCUUCUGGCUUUGAGGGUGGAACAGAUUGCCGAGGCGUGUAGCUGUGCUCCGAUCCAUCCGCAGCAAGCUUUCUGUAAUGCAGACGUAGUGAUUAGGGCGAAAGUGGUUGCAAAUAAAGAAGUGAAUUCUGGGAAUGACAUCUAUGGAAAUCCCAUCCAGAAGAUCCAGUAUGAGAUCAAACAGAUAAAGAUGUUCAAAGGACCAGAACACAAUAUUGAAUAUAUUUUCACAGCCACUUCAUCAGCAGUAUGUGGAGUCAUGCUUGAAACAAGCGGAAAAAAAGAAUACCUAAUUACAGGCAAACUGGGCAAAGAUGGAAAGAUGUUAAUCACACUCUGUGAUUUUAUUAUGCAAUGGGACAUGCUAACUCCAACACAGAAGAAAAGCUUGAACCAGAGAUACCAAAUGGGGUGUGAUUGCAAGAUUGUAAGAUGUCCAUCCAUUCCUUGCUACAUCACCUCUCGAAGUGAGUGUCUGUGGACAGACUGGGUGACCGAGAAAAGCAUUUACGGACGUCAGGCCAAGCACUAUGCUUGCGUUAAGAGGAGUGAUGACUCCUGUGCAUGGUACAGAGGUGUAACUCAACCCAAGAAAGAGUUUCUGGAUGUAGAGGAUCCAUAAAUUUAUUACCGCAAACUCACCAUUCAACAGAAAAUUCACGUAAAACAGUGUUGUCUAUAAUCUGAAAAAUGUAACCCAAAUUUCUUCUGUUCAAUAUAGCAGGUCUGUUUGCUUACUGUCUGGUGAUACCUGUAUGUAACAUGGCAUAUACUUAUAUCUUGCAUUUUAGUAUCAGCUGUACAGUGUGCAUUUCUCGGGCUAGAAAUUGAAAUGCACUUUUGUUUGUUUUAGAAAGCUGCAGCAUUGAAAGUAUUUGGUAUAGUCUAUGUUAAAAGUGAGGAUUGACUCCUCAAUUAUUUGUAAGUAUUUUUAACCCUUGAAGGCCUAGAGUAGUGCAUUUGCAUUCAUGUCCAAAAAUAACACUUUUUUCCCAUUUUAUUUAGGAAGUGCUGUUGUUUUGUGAAUUGCAGACUCUAUUCUUGAUCUAAUUUAAUAAGUCUGCCAUGAUAACUUAACAUAAUAUUGCAGUUUUAGACUUUGCAUGAUAGAAAUAUAUGUUGCAAGCUGAAAGGUAAUCAAUGCUGAAAGAGUUUGACUAUUUAUUCCUUUUGCAAUGUAAUAACUCUUCUUUCUUCCAUUAUGGUCGCCACAAUAAUAUACAAUAGUAAAAUAUUAACCCACUAUGAGCCAUGAUAUUGAUUAUCAUUAAGGCCAUAAUUAUAAUGUGUAUUGUGAUUAGCUUUAACUCUUUUUCUUAAAUUUUUGUGUUCAUCAGAGCUGUUUGUACUGGGAAUGGAACUUUUACAAUUAACACUUAUUCCCUGCACAGAGUGCUGAAAACAUGCUGCCAGAUACAGAUUAAAGCUUUCUCUUUUUUGUCCCAGCACCAUUCCCCAGCCCACAAAAACAACUUGCAUUUAUAUAGCGUAUGUAACAUAGUAAGACAUCCCAAGGCGCUUCAUAGGAACAUUAUUAAAUAAAAUAAAAUUGUGAACCCCACGAGGAGAUUUUAGGAUAGGUGACCAAAAAUUUGGUUUCAAGGGGUGCGUUGAAGAAAGAAAAGAGAGAGCUAGCAAGGCAGAGAGGUUUAAAGAGAGCAUCCCAGAGCAAUGCUUGCUGCAUCAGUGUAACUUUGUUUUGUUUUAUUUCCCUCUUCGAGUAAGAUUUCCAAUUCGAACAGCUUUGCUCUAUAGACCCAGGACUGCUAAGGACAGCUUUAUAACUGCACAAACUAGCAUCCUCACAGUCAACAAACAAAGAAGACUUUCAUCCCAUCAACCCCGGUUACCUUUGACCUCAGGUCCCAGAGGCAAAAACCAGUGUCUAAUCCACUACUCUUCUUUCUAGUUAUUACAGAAAUAUGUUCCCCACAGAAAUUAGUUGUCAAAAAUUACCAUCCUGCAAAUUGGCUUUGUCUGGUCUAUAAUUAAUAGAAAUCCUUCCCUUGGAAUUGCUAACAGACAGGCAGUUUAUAGUUUCUUAACAAUAUUCAAAAAGUAGAAUAUUAUUCAAUCAAAAUCAAAUGUGUAAUCUGCAAAGAGAGCAUACAUAUUCUUCAAAGUUCAGAUAUUGUUCAACUAGUUAUUUAAAAUAGUAGGAGUAUACAAUAGGUUAAAUAAAGUGAAACUAUUUCUGCUGGUGGGGUAAUCCAGAAGAAUAGGGAAAUUAUUGGGUUGGACCUUCCAAUGCCAACAGCAGUGGAUAUGUUUAGACUAUUGUUGCUGUGGUGCAUCAGGACCUGGCAGAAGUCCUGACCAUGCACAUACACAGUAAUUGUGCUGCCCAGCCCCCUCCAAGAAUGUAGACUUGGAUCUGUUGCACAUUAACUACCCGGGGAUUGCCCCACUGUUAAUUUCUGGCGUAGGUCGGUGACUAAAGGCGGAACCCACCCCACUUCCACAUACCCCCAACUUGACUACUCAUCCCACUAAAAACUUACCUGAGACACAGCACUCGCCUUCGCUAUUGCUCUCUGUGCCGAGGGACCGCUGCUCCAGCUGGGACAGGAAGACCUGGCUGCAAGGAUGCAGAAAGCUGGACCCAUAAUUAUCCACGCAGACAGCGGCAAUUGCCCCAACAUCGCUGCUGACUGGAAGACCUGGUUCAUUAUUACCAUGAGGAAAAUCAAAAAGCACUUCUUCAAAGAAGGUGGUAGAAAUCUGAAACUCUUCCCCACUGGCUGAAUUGCUUAUUCCUAUUCUUUUGAGCUCUCUCCCCCACCCCCCCCCCUUUCUGAAUGAUCCUAAUGUGAUGAAUUCCUUGGUGCACUAAGUUAAUUUCUGAAUGAUAAUCAUUGUUAAGUAGUUAUCUAAAUAUAUUCUUUGACUUUAUCUACAAAAUCCAUGUUAUUUUUUGCAAAGCCCAGUAUUCUCUAAAAUGAUUGUAGUGUUAAUGACAUUUCAGCAAAUGCUAAACCACUAAAUGUAUUUUGAUGGAACUACCAAUAAUGAAAAUUAAAUAAAUUCUUAUUAGUGUGAA
This is a messenger RNA of Carcharodon carcharias (great white shark), 3284 nucleotides long. It is a transcript of the gene timp2a, whose product is annotated as TIMP metallopeptidase inhibitor 2a. Gene Ontology annotation, biological process: negative regulation of membrane protein ectodomain proteolysis; negative regulation of endopeptidase activity. The coding region runs from base 204 to 866 and encodes 220 amino acids. Gene Ontology annotation, cellular component: extracellular matrix. The record is from RefSeq and is a predicted model, not a curated record. NCBI's taxonomy places the organism in Eukaryota, Metazoa, Chordata, Chondrichthyes, Lamniformes, Lamnidae. Gene Ontology annotation, molecular function: metalloendopeptidase inhibitor activity; protease binding. The transcript has 5 exons.